Messenger RNA from Bacidia gigantensis, 2580 nucleotides. RefSeq lists its product as uncharacterized. The record is from RefSeq and is a predicted model, not a curated record. Gene Ontology annotation, molecular function: DNA-binding transcription factor activity, RNA polymerase II-specific; RNA polymerase II cis-regulatory region sequence-specific DNA binding. Gene Ontology annotation, biological process: anatomical structure morphogenesis; cell differentiation; negative regulation of transcription by RNA polymerase II. The coding region runs from base 1 to 2580 and encodes 859 amino acids. The transcript is spliced from 3 exons. Lineage: Eukaryota; Fungi; Ascomycota; Lecanoromycetes; Lecanorales; Ramalinaceae.
AUGUCCUUCCAUCGCGUAUUACCUCGUCCCUUGGCUUUGUCCAAUAAAGAAUUGGCCAACAGAUGGGCUGCUCCUCCCGAUUCCGUCAGGAGUGCGAAGACCAUGACGAGUGAGAGGGCUAAAUCUGCAUACGUGGAAAACUCCAGGAUUGCAGAGCCCUUGCCGCUCGAUAACGCUUCCAGGAGGUCGACAGUGGAGCUCCCUGAGAGACCAGUGCACAAUUCACUCCCACAACACGAGGAAUCGAAUCCCGCCGAGGGUAGCCACAGUGACUCUGCGCAGGAUUCUGCAAAAAAUCGUGCUCCAUCUAGCAUCGACGCCUGGCAGGGAGACUCGCCUAGUCAGAUCUGUCUAUGCCAACCUGAUCCGAAGGUUCCAAGACCUAGAAACGCAUUCAUUCUCUACCGUCAGCACCAUCAAGCUUCGGUAGUUGCACAAAAUCCGGGCCUCGCAAACCCAGAAAUCUCCAAAGUCAUCGGUGACCAUUGGCGAGCUGCCGCUCCUGAAAUCAAAGAACAUUGGAAACUUCUGGCAGAAGAGGAGAAGAUUCGUCAUCAAAAGCAGUAUCCCGACUAUCGUUACCAACCCCGCCGAACUGGCCGAAAUAGUAGUGCAGCAGAGCUUUCACACAACCCUUCGGUCUUCGGAGACGGACAGCGCUGUUCGAAGUGCGGCGGUAAAUCUAUCAGCAGCUCCAGCGUGAUCAGCACCAAUAGCUCGAUUUCGACCCAAGGCAGUCCACCAUUGCCACAUCAGAUAACCAGGUCAGACAGCCAGAUUGCGAUGCCUCCGCCUACCGUGACCUCGAUAUCGGCUGGCCGGUUCGCAAGAGCUCCUAGCAGUCCUUCUGCAAGGGACGACUCGCCACAGUCUUAUCGAUUCACCCGACCUCAGACAGCACAUGCAUUGGCCUUGGCCUCGCCACGCCAGACCAAGCGCCCAGCAGAGGUCAAUGAGCAAUCACCAAUUUCUCCUGUUGCUAAGCGUCGUCGAAUGCCCACCAUUCCUUAUUCACAGUCUCGUGUGCCCCACGGACCGCAGACACCGUUCACACUAUCGAAACCCGGGCAAAGAAGGCCUUCCCUACCAAGACCAGACUUUCUUACGGGCACACUUUCCAGUCCUACCGCGAUGGGCCAAUCGGCUGGACCUCGCACAGCCUCACUUCAGAUGCGUUCCGAUUCUCUACGAUUGCCGCCCCUUCACACCAAUGCAGUUGGAGAUAAUAGUCAUUUUCGAUCUGAUAGCUCCGACGCACAACAUGCGAAGACCUUGGAGGCUAUGAUUCACUCCAUUCCUCUUCUAGCCAGAAUCAGGGUCCUCGGGCGAGUCUGUGGACCGUUGCCCCUCAUACCUGAUUUGAUUUCAUCUAUUGGUUUCCAAAGGAGAAAAGGAAGGGGAGUUGUUAUCGCCAUAGAUUCCGCGGACAGCUUAGCGAUCAGACAGUUGACAGCAACGCUCGAAGCAGCCUUGAAAUAUGAAACCAACCUGAGGAUCUUUUGCACACCGAAGCCCUCAGAGGAUGAACCAGCGACCUUGCAAUCCUACCUUCGCCUAGUCGACCAAUAUCACACCUUGAGCGGCGAAGUAGUUGAACACGUGACGCCAGCACCACGACCAAAAACCUCCCUUCCUCUAACCAGCUCCCCAGGAGAUUCGCCAGAGAAAAUGGAAAUUGAGGAAGGGGAAGUUGAGGAAGAACAAUCCCCGGUGUCUCCCAAAUCCUUCCCCAAACUUCGGAGCAGCACCCACACCAAUGCCAGCAAAAGUAUCAACACCAAAUCCAAGCACAGCAUCUCCCCGGCCCCUCCCUCCGCCAUGUCAAUCACCAGCGACACACACGACAACCUAACGUCAGUAGCACUAGUUCCUGGCUGGCACCUCACGCACACCGACUCCUUCGCCGCCCGCGUUCCCAUCACAGACGCCUACUCGCCUAUGGACCACUGGCAAUGGCACGCCACCUUGUGGCGAGGUACCGUGGGGGCCGAUGUUACGGUAGCGGUGCAAGCUAGCGUGCCUGAGGAGGUGACAACAUCGCCGCCGGGGACUGCUGGUAUUGCUGGUGGUGCUGGCACCGCUGGUGGGAAUGAUGGUAGUAAGCAUGUUGGCGGCAAUGCGAAUGGUGGCGAGAACGCUGGAGCGCGCUCCGGGUCUGGUGGUGCGGCGGGAACUGGCAUGAAAGUCGAUAAAGCUAAUGGCGGGGUGGACAUUCGACUGGAAGAUUCGAGGUCGAUCGUUGUGCAAGGCGGGGAGAAAGGCGUCAGUGAGGUUGCUCUUAGGCGGGUGGGGUUCGAGAUGAGUGAAUGGGUGAGGGGAUGGGGGGGAGGGAUGCGUAAAGUGUUGGAUAAUUUUGAGGGUCGAGGAGAUUGUAAUUAUCUUGAGCUGAUUGAUUUUGUAUCUUGGGUGGUCAGGACCUCGCUUGAUAGGUUUGUUCGUAAUGGGCUCUGGACUGAUUCCGUGAACGUUUGUUACCGUCAAUUUAUAGAAAUGGUUGGAACCGAGCAGUCGCCAGCGUUUGAUUUCCCUUGCUGGUUUGAUUAUACUCCGUGCAUUCUUGCCUGUGACAAUGUGCUAUAA